This is a messenger RNA of Gorilla gorilla gorilla (western lowland gorilla), 1713 nucleotides long. RefSeq names its product phosphatidylinositol 3,4,5-trisphosphate 3-phosphatase TPTE2-like. Gene Ontology annotation, molecular function: phosphatidylinositol-3,4,5-trisphosphate 3-phosphatase activity; monoatomic ion channel activity. Gene Ontology annotation, cellular component: membrane; cytosol. NCBI's taxonomy places the organism in Eukaryota, Metazoa, Chordata, Mammalia, Primates, Hominidae. Gene Ontology annotation, biological process: transmembrane transport; dephosphorylation; monoatomic ion transport. The record is from RefSeq and is a predicted model, not a curated record.
AUCAGGAGUGAACCCAGAGGCAUGUAUGAAUGAAAGUCCACAGACAAACGAAUUUAAAGGAACAACUGAGGAGGCACCUGUGAAAGAAAGCCCACACACAAGUGAAUUUAAAGGAGCAGCCCUGGUGUCACCUAUCAGUAAAAGUAUGUUAGAACGACUUUCCAAGUUUGAAGUUGAAGAUGCUGAAAAUGUUGCUUCAUAUGACAGCAAGAUUAAGAAAAUUGUGCAUUCAAUUGUAUCAUCCUUUGCAUUUGGAAUAUUUGGAGUUUUCCUGGUCUUACUGGAUGUCACUCUCCUCCUUGCCGACCUAAUUUUCACUGACAGCAAACUUUAUAUUCCUUUGGAGUAUCAUUCUAUUUCUCUAGCUAUUGGCUUAUUUUUUCUCAUGGAUGUUCUUCUUCGAGUAUUUGUAGAAGGGAGACAGCAGUAUUUUUCUGACUUAUUUAACAUUUUAGAUACUGCCAUUAUUGUGAUUCCUCUGCUGGUUGAUGUCAUUUACAUUUUUUUUGACAUUAAGUUGCUUAGGAAUAUUCCCAGAUGGACACAUUUAGUUCGACUUCUACGACUUAUUAUUCUGAUAAGAAUUUUUCAUCUGCUUCAUCAAAAAAGACAACUUGAAAAGCUGAUGAGAAGGCUGGUUUCAGAAAACAAAAGGCGAUACACAAGGGAUGGAUUUGACCUAGACCUCACUUACAUUACAGAACGUAUUAUUGCUAUGUCAUUUCCAUCUUCUGGAAGGCAGUCUUUCUAUAGAAAUCCAAUUGAGGAAGUUGUGCGGUUUCUAGAUAAGAAACAUCGAAACCACUAUCGAGUCUACAAUCUAUGCAGUGAAAGAGCUUAUGAUCCUAAGCACUUCCAUAAUAGGGUCGGUAGAAUCAUGAUUGAUGAUCAUAAUGUCCCCACUCUACAUGAGAUGGUGGCUUUCACCAAGGAAGUAAAUGAGUGGAUGGCUCAAGAUCUUGAAAACAUCGUAGCGAUUCACUGUAAAGGAGGCAAAGGAAGAACCGGGACUAUCGUUUGUGCCCUCCUUAUUGCCUCCGAAAUAUUUUUAACUGCCGAGGAAAGCCUAUAUUAUUUUGGAGAAAGUCGAACAGAUAAAACCCACAGCAAUAAAUUUCAGGGAGUAGAAACUCCUUCUCAGAAUAGAUAUGUUGGAUAUUUUGCACACGUGAAACAUCUCUACAACUGGAAUCUCCCUCCAAGACGGAUACUCUUUAUAAAAAGAUUAAUUAUUUAUUCGAUUCGUGGUGAUGUAUGUGAUCUAAAAGUCCAAGUAGUAAUGGAGAAAAAGGUUGUCUUUUCCAGUACUUCAUUAGGAAAUUGUUUGAUAUUGCAUGACAUUGAAACAGACAAAGUAUUAAUUGAUGUAUUCGACGGUCCACCUCUGUAUGAUGAUGUGAAAGUGCAGUUUUUCUCUUUGAAUCUUCCUAAAUACUAUGACAAUUGUCCAUUUUUCUUCUGGUUCAACACAUCUUUUAUUCAAAAUAACAGGCUUUAUCUACCCAAAAAUGAAUUGGAUAAUCCACAUAAACAAAAAGCAUGGAAAAUUUAUCCACCAGAAUUUGCCGUGGAGACACUUUUUGGCGAAAUGACUUCCAAUGACGUUGUAGCUGGAUCCGAUUAAGUAUAGCUACCCCUUCCCCUUCUGGGAAAGAAUUAUGUUCUUUCCAACCCCUGCCACAUGUUCAUAUGUCCUAAGUCUUCCUUGAUGAU